Molecule: messenger RNA, 2327 nt
Organism: Bombyx mandarina (wild silkworm)
Lineage: Eukaryota; Metazoa; Arthropoda; Insecta; Lepidoptera; Bombycidae
Source: RefSeq, a predicted model, not a curated record
UGCAACGAUGUUUUAAUCAUGUUUUGUGGUUUUAAUAGAAAUUAAACAAAUAAGAUAGUAAUUAUAGAUUUUGUACAUAUCAUUGCAAACUGCAAUAUAUAAUCGGGUACUUAGUGCUGUAGAAGGUAUUUUUUACGACAAUGAAGACUGAUAAUACCGCAUGAAACAUAGAUUUUAAUUAAUGUUCCAACUGUAAAUUUUGUAAAAAAUGUCCAAGUGGACCAGUAAGCAUGCAAUUCUUCGUGAUUUGUGCGAAGCCCAAGGCCAGGUACCGGUGGAAAUAGAUCUUACAGUCUCAGCAGAUGAUAAACCGCCCCCUUUAAAUUUGACUGAAGAGACAGAAGAGGAAUUUUUUAGACAUUAUGGAGAUGGGGAUGUUAUUUCCACUCCAGACUUUGGGCUCAUUAAAGAAAUGCUAGAAAAGGUUAGUGAAGUCAACCUCCACUCUGAUGAAUGUGUUGAAAAUGCACCUGAUGAACUGAAAGACAGUCCCAGGACCUUUGAAGCAACCCCAUGUGCUGAAAACACAGAAACACCGAUUGAAAAGAAGAAGAAAAACAAAAGAAAAGAACGUAAUGUAGCCAUUGAAUCAAUAUUUAAAAUGGAAAAUCAAGAAAAUGCUUUAUUAAAGUUUGAAAGUGCCAAUGAUUUUCCAAAGCUACUUAAACCAAAUGAUUUUAUCUCUGAUGAUGUAAAUAACACUGAAAGUAAUAUACUAAGGUCGGUUAGAGAGGUCCCGCAAGAAAAAGAUUCUAUAAACACUAAACCAAGUAGUAGCAAACAGGCUGUAUCACCAUUUAACUCUCCAAAAGUCAACUUAGAAGCAGUGCCUAUGUUCAAAAAGAAGAGUCCUUCACACAAACCAGUUGAUGCUGUAGAAAAUCUAGUUAGUAAAGCAAGAUGUAAAGCAAGAAGCCAGGACCAUGGUAUAUACAGACCUUCGCAGAUGGCAGAUGAAUAUUAUAAAGAGUAUUUAGAAAGAGUGAAAUUGAAAGAGACCAUCCAUGAAGAUAUUUGGUCUAGAGCUGAGAGACAGAUGAAAGAAAUUGAAUCUAAAAAGAAACUAGCAGCAUCUUCAUCAUAUGCAGCUACUGAAAGUGCAAAAUUAAAUGAAAAUGAAGCUCUCGAUGUUGUAAGACUGCCCCAUCACCGGCACGAGUUGCCGGGAGACUGCGUCGUGUGUCAACUAAUGACCGAGCGCGGCUAUGACUAUAGCUCUAUAGAAUAAUACGUAUAACAAUAAGAAAGUGUCCUAAAAUAUCUUUAAUUACUUUUUGGUCUGUAAUAUUUUAGCGCGUACUCGAGGAACUGCGCGCGCAAUGUUAUACAUAAAUUUUUGAACGUUAUUUGUAUUGUGUAUUGAUAGAUAACAAAGAUGGGGCCUGACCUCAUGUCUCAAGGUGGGUGGCAACAUUCACUUGGUGAUGUUAGUGGGCCCCUAAGGCACGUUAGUGCCUCAAUGACUGCUCAAAACCAGUGAUACUGGCAUGAAAAUUUAUGGAACGUAUAUAUAUAGAAUCGGUUAUAAACUGAUAUUCCUAUCAUUAUUAGAUUAGCUUAAGGUUUUGUCGAUCCUUCGUUACCUUCGUUACAAUAAAAUAAAGGGAUAUUAAUUCGUAAAAUUAAUCUUAAUUAAGGUCGAUAAAAAUCUUUGUACAGUCUUUGAUGGCUGGAAUGAAUUUAUUCUAUUAAAAAUCAGGAGUAUAACUCCUUGGAGAUCUGCUCGAUAUCUUACUAGACCAGUCACGUGUCGGGCCCUUGCGAAAUCUAAGGGCGGGUGAGGGAACUGGCCGACUGACCAUUUCCUUUUCUGCCAUUGAUGAACAGGUGAUAGCUACCGCGGGUCAACGCGACGUGAGGUUGAUGUCGUAAUCGGAAUGACGAUCGCAACAUCAAAAGGGAACGCAUGACCCUGUCCAAUCUAAUGAGAACCAACUUUUAAAGUUAUAGUUUGACGGUAUUUUAAGUUGAAAAUGUGAUCUGUAAUGUAGUAUUGAGAUUAAUGAAGGCCCUAAAAUAUUUAAAAUAUUUCAGUGUAACUGAAUGUCGCGUUAGAAGUGUCCAUUAGUGCAGUCUCGACUUUAACUCCAGUUUGUAUUUAUCAACUGACAAUGACAUUGACAUUGAAAGUGUGUCAACGACUGUUUAUUAUAGUACCUAGUUUAUAGGUUAUUACCGUUAUUUAGAUUAUUCAAUUACGUCAUAUCCCGCUAAUGUAAUGUAACAUUUAUUAUAAAAAAAACUUAUAACGUGAACAAAUGUACCACAGUUUUAAACAUUUGAAAAUUUAGACUAGGACAUUUUAUUUAUUUGUAACGAGAAUAAAG